Molecule: messenger RNA, 1529 nt
Organism: Spizellomyces punctatus DAOM BR117
Lineage: Eukaryota; Fungi; Chytridiomycota; Chytridiomycetes; Spizellomycetales; Spizellomycetaceae
Product: CMGC/MAPK protein kinase
Exons: 6
Coding region: 135-1421 (428 amino acids)
Biological process (GO): protein phosphorylation; intracellular signal transduction
Cellular component (GO): nucleus; cytoplasm
Molecular function (GO): ATP binding; MAP kinase activity
Source: RefSeq, a predicted model, not a curated record
GCGCUGACCUAACCCGUCGCGUCGCUUACGAUGACCAAACAAAGCGGAUAUCCAUUCUUCAGAUGCUCUUGAGGCGUCAAGGCCUUCGGCGUCCAUCCCAGAUUAUACACACCUUUUACUGAACUACAUCCACUAUGGCCGAAGUAAACAGCUCGCUACCCCGCUCAACCUCGUUGCCGUCCUUGACCAAUCCUAUCUCGGCAAAGUAUUCGUUCCGGAAGAUGAUUGGGAAAGGCGCUUAUGGAACAGUUUGGGUUGCUCGAAACCGGGAGACGAAUGAGGAGGUGGCUAUCAAAAAGAUUGGUGCUAGAAACUUUGAGAAUGUCAUGUGGGCAAAGCGGGCGUUGCGGGAAUUGAAGCUUCUGAGGCAUCUACAUGGAAACGAUAAUAUUACUAGUUUCAUCGAUGCCGAAGCCAAUUCGGCGGAUCCCCAAGACUUUAGUGAGCUUUACCUGGUUGAGGGGCUUAUGGAGGCGGACCUCGCGCAGAUCAUCAAAUCCAAACAACGUCUUACCGAUGAACAUCAUCAGUACUUUAUUUACCAAAUUUUGCGAGGACUAAAGUGGAUGCAUUCAGCUGGUAUUGUGCAUAGAGAUCUAAAGCCGGGAAAUGUUCUGGUUAAUAGCCACUGCGAACUUCGUAUCUGCGAUUUUGGUCUCGCCCGCGGACAGCCAGAGAAAAAUGCGCAUCUGGUCCAAACAGAAUAUGUCGCUACUCGAUACUAUCGGGCACCCGAAGUUAUUCUUUCUCCCAGACAUUAUGGCAAAGCUCUUGAUUUGUGGUCGGUUGGCUGUAUAUUUGGUGAGCUCCUACUGGGCCGGGUCAUGUUCAAGGGUCAAGAUUACGUCGAUCAAUUGAAAAUCAUAUUCGAGGUCCUGGGUACUCCUCCAGACCUGGAGAGCAUGGGCUUAUGCUCGCCCAAGGUCCUCAGAUUGUUGGCAUCCUGGCGCAAGUGGACCAAAAUCCCACUCGAGAAGAUCUUUCCAAAGAAUGCGAAUCCAGGUGGCUUGGACCUUAUCGACCGACUGCUAACAUUUUCCCCAACCGAACGCAUUACGGCUCAGGAAGCUCUGACGCAUCCGUAUCUGGAAGCUUACCAUUUGGAAGAGGACGAGCCAGUCCAUCCCAAACAGUUUGAUUUCGCAUUUGAAUGGGCAGAUGAUAUUUCAAGUAUUAAGGAGCUCAUUAUCGAGGAACUGAGAGCAAUCAAAGCCGAGCAGAAGAACAAGGUUCAGAUCGAUAACUCAAAGAAGACCGACCACGAGAGGGAAAAGCUCCUCUCACCUAGACAAACAAGCCACCCACCGCAGCUUCCGGCCCAGCAACCCGAAGAUAAUGCGGCAGAGGAUCCAGCAAUUACAGAGGUACACCAAGCAGGGAGCAUAGAAGAAGAGCUUGCGGACUUGCACAUUGCAGCAUAAAGACGGUCGAGGUAUAAAUGGAUCCCACGUCCAUGUAGUUAUAAAUAAGGGAGUUAUCAGGGACAGCCAAUGGAAUAAUAUUGAAGCAAUAUAUUAUUAUUACCUCAC